GCCACCUUUGACCUUUGUUUUUUUAAUAGAGGAUCGAUCAGGAGCUAGCUAGCUGUAGGAUUUCCAUGCAAUGUAGCCAGCCACCAUGUCCACUAUAUGCCAUGUGUGUGGAGGUACUGAUAUCGAGUAUGACCAGGCCAGAGGAGAUGCCGUGUGCACUAGCUGUGGCUCUGUGCUGGAGGACAACAUCAUUGUCUCUGAGGUGACAUUUGCUGAGUCCACUGGAGGAGGGUCCUCUGUCAUUGGACAGUUUGUCUCCGCUGAGCACUCCAAGAGUCAUGUGAGUGGGGGUGGGUUUCAUCAUGGAAUGGGCCGGGACUCCAGAGAGAUCACACUCCAGAAUGCCAAGAGAAGGAUAAUGGACCUGGGUCAGCGUUUGAGACUGAACCAGCACUGUAUAGACUCGGCCUUCAUGUUCUUCAAGAUGGCUCUACAGAUGAACCUCACCCGGGGGAGGAAGUCCAAUAUUAUCGACACAGCCUGUUUAUAUCUGGUCUGCAGGAGCGAGGGCACUCCACAUCUUCUCUUAGACUUCAGUGAUGUUUUGCAGAUCAAUGUGUAUGCUCUGGGAAGAGCCUUUCUCAAAUUGUCCAACGCUUUACACAUCAACCCUCCAGCGAUCGAUCCGUGUUUAUACAUCCACCGGUUUGCCCACAAGCUGGAGUUGGGUGACAAGACUCACGAGGUCUCCAUGACGGCCCUUCGACUGGUCGCCCGGAUGAAGAGGGACUGGAUCCAUCACGGCAGAAGACCCUCAGGGCUCUGUGGAGCAGCUUUGUUGGUUGCCUCUCGUCUUCACAACUUCAGUCGUAGUGUGCGUGAGGUUGCCAAGGUGGUGAAGCUCUCGGAGGGUACCGUUCGCAAGAGACUGGGGGAUUUCCGAGAUACGCCUUCCAGUCGUCUCACGAUUGACGAGUUCCUCAAGGUUGACCUAGAGCAAGAACAUGACCCACCCAGUUACCUGGAGGCCAAGAAGAAAGCUAAAGCUGGUGUUGAGACGAAGGCCCACCCUCUAGCCAACAAUCUGAAGAGUGUGGGGGCGGCAAACACUCCGACUUGUGAUUCUAGUGACUCUAGUGACUCUGAUGACUCUGUUGGAAGGCGUGAGGGAAGUGAGGGAAGUGAGGAGAGUGUGGGUGGGGGAACUGAUGACGAUGAGGAGGGGGGCGGUUUCAGCGGCAUACGGAUGGAAUCGGUGAAGGAUAUUAUCGCCAAAGCAAGAUAUGUCGAGUCGUAUCUUCGAGGAGGAACAGAUGCGGACGUGGGGGAGAAUUUGGAGGAGCUGGCCCAAAUGGUUGAUGAUGACCAAGAGCCUAAAGAUGAGGAAGAAGUGGUAGAUGUUCCGCUGACUGUGGAUGAAUCGUUGGAUGAUUUGGAUGACAACGAACUUGACGAGAUGAUUCUGUCUCAAGAAGAGGUUGAGAUUAAGAGCAAGCUGUGGUUAGCUGAGAAUGGAGACUUCCUCGAGGAGCAGAAGUUGAGAAGACAGAGGGUGCAGCAAGAAAAGGUUGAGAAGGAUAAACAAAAGAAAAGACACUUCAAGCCACGGAAACCAAAAGCGUCUCAUUCGGGACUGGCCUCUACAGCUGGGGAAGCUAUCGAGAGGAUGUUGGUGGAGAAGAGAAUAUCCUCCAAAAUCAACUACGAUGUGCUCAAGGACCUAGCUGACGGGUUCGGCUCCUCUGCCAGCGAGAUCAAUAACCUUACUAACUCAUCCUCACAGCCAGUACCACAGGAAGAUGACGUUAAAGACGGUGUAUUACCACCCAUCACUCGGACACCACUGGUUGCUAGGGGAAGGCUGCCUUCACUGAGUGCCAGGAAGAGGACGUUUUCUACUCUUGAGGCAUCACCAACUAUGGAACCAAAGCUGCCAAGGUUACAAGGCUCUAAGGAGAGACAGAGAGCCCUGCCUAUUUACAAGCCCACCCUUGAACCACGGUCAGAGCACGCUGAAGACCUCCUCCCUCCUGUGAUAGACUCAUCCCUGGACAAACUAACUACAUGUGAGGGUGUGAGAGAGGUGGUGGUGGAGGAGAGUGGGCCAGUACAGUACGAUGAGGAGGGGCUAGACGACGGGGAGAUGGAGGAGCUGGCGUACGAGGACGACCCUUUAUUACAGAGCGAUUAUGAGGAUGAAGGUAACUAUUUUGACGAAUAGGAUUUCUGGUUAUAGCUGAUGCAGCAAUUAUUUGGAACCAAGUCCUACACCUUCCGAAUAUAUAGUGUACCGAUAUCGAUUUUGUGUAUAUAUAUAUAUGACAUGGCCCAAUCAGUUUUCAAUUCAUCUUUUGUACAAAAUUCCACGGUAGGUAAUUCUCAUCAAAUGAUUUUGUUUAUAUAUACAAUUUAUUGCGAUGUUCUCCUGCA
This is a messenger RNA of Halichondria panicea, 2370 nucleotides long. RefSeq names its product transcription factor IIIB 90 kDa subunit-like. Gene Ontology annotation, biological process: transcription by RNA polymerase III; DNA-templated transcription initiation; transcription preinitiation complex assembly. Gene Ontology annotation, molecular function: RNA polymerase III type 3 promoter sequence-specific DNA binding; TBP-class protein binding; RNA polymerase III general transcription initiation factor activity. Gene Ontology annotation, cellular component: transcription preinitiation complex; transcription factor TFIIIB complex; nucleus. The transcript has 15 exons. Bases 86 to 2161 code for a protein of 691 amino acids. The record is from RefSeq and is a predicted model, not a curated record. Lineage: Eukaryota; Metazoa; Porifera; Demospongiae; Suberitida; Halichondriidae.